GUAGAAGAGGGAGGGAAAGCGUAGUGUAUGCGUAAACGAACGUGAGAGAGGGAGAAAGAGAAAGAGAAAGAAAGACCAACAGACGAGCCGUAGAAGAAGUAAGAGGGAGAGAGGGAGAGAGAGAGGAGAAGGAGCGCGAGAGAAAUAGAGAAAGGGCGCGCAGGAAGGAGAAAGAGAAAAGCAAAAGGGAGCAACGCCGGUAGAACGCGCGGUGUGUCCUCAUGUCGUACGGCGUUUCUGAACGCGGCCAUUACGAGAUAGCUGCUCGGUGACGCUCGGUGUGUUAGAGGACGGUCGUAGUACAGCAUUGUCGUACAGUCGUGCGUGUAGUAAUUUUCGAAGGUACAGAACGCGCGCUUCUUUCGAUAAUCAAGCACGUGCUCGUUCACGUUUUCGCUUAUAAAAAAGAGCAGCCAACGCGCGGCACAGGCACACACGGUGGUCGUUGCACCGCUUUCAACUACAAGGAGCGUGAAAGGAAGGAAAAAGAAAAGAAAAAAAAAAAAGAGAGAGAAACAAAGCGCGCGCAAAAGAAAAUAAAGAAAGAAACCGAGAUCACGCGACUGUUGAGAAAGGAAACACACGACGAACGACUAAUCGGCACCGCGGCGUCACGUCGCGUUAUUCAACGAAAUUCUUUAAAUCAUUGUGAUCGUUGUUUUUAAUAAGAAGAAAGAGAAAACGAGUGCCGGAACGAAUUAAUCAACUACGAUCGACGAAGAACUACAGGAAGGGAAAAUAAAUUUAAGAAAUAUCGACGAUCGAGAAAAAAUACAGCAGCCAUGUUCGACGUUUUUGGCUCGGUGAAAGGUCUACUCAAGCUAGACAGUGUGUGCAUCGACAAUAAUGUCUUUCGAUUGCACUAUAAAGCAACCGUGAUCGUACUAAUCGCUUUCUCAUUACUUGUAACCUCAAGGCAAUAUAUCGGCGAUCCGAUUGAUUGCAUCGUCGAUGAAAUACCGCCCCACGUGAUGGACACUUAUUGCUGGAUCUAUUCGACCUUUACGAUCCCGAACCGUGGCGGCGUCGUUGGUAUGGACGUUGUACAACCAGGUGUACGAAGUCACGUCGAAGGCGUCGACGAUAUUAAAUACCACAAGUAUUAUCAGUGGGUAUGUUUCACCCUCUUCUUCCAAGCGAUACUCUUCUACGUGCCACGUUAUCUUUGGAAAACUUGGGAAGGUGGCAGAAUAAAAAUGCUCAUGCUCGAUCUAAAUUGUCCAGUUGCAAACGAGGAAACGAAAUGCGAGAGACGAAAAUUACUCGUAGAUUAUUUUACAUUGAAUUUGCAUUCCCAAAACUUCUAUGCAUUCCGAUUUUUCUUCUGCGAAAUUUUAAACUUCAUCAACGUAGUCGGACAGAUAUAUUUCAUGGACUUUUUCCUGGACGGAGAAUUCUCGACGUAUGGAGCGGACGUCGUCAAAUUCACGGAAUUAGAGCCUGAAGAUCGGGACGAUCCUAUGUCCCGCGUUUUCCCGAAGGUCACCAAAUGUACCUUCCACAAAUAUGGUGCGUCCGGUACCGUACAAAAGUUCGACGGUCUCUGCGUUCUACCGUUGAACAUCGUCAAUGAGAAAAUCUACGUGUUUCUCUGGUUCUGGUUCAUUAUCCUGUCGAUUUUAAGCGGUCUUAGCUUGGCAUAUCGCGCUGCCGUCGUCGCAGGACCAAGGCUACGUUUGAUGUUAUUACGCACACGUUCUCGCCUAUCAGAAAAGCACGACAUCGAAACGAUCGCUCAAAAUUGUCAAAUAGGCGAUUGGUUCGUUCUUUAUCAACUUGGUAAGAACAUCGAUCCGUUGAUCUACAAACAGCUCGUAUCCGACUUGGCCUUAAAGCUACAGGGUAAAGAGUCUGUUUAGAGCCAGUUUGUCGUAGGACAUCAUCAUAGGGGUUAUAUUUUUUUGCUCAAGGUCGUAAAAAUCGAUCUUACGGUGCAAAAUGGGAUCCCCCCCAAGAACAACGAAAAUAUCCAUUAAUAUCGUCGUUUUUCAUCUUUGACGAAAGAAAAAGAGAGAGAGAAAGAAAGUCGAAGACGUAUCAUGGGAAAUCUUUUCAUGGAAGUCCCACCAAUCGCAAGAGUCCUUUUCUUGCUCGAUCCUCCCGUGAUUUUUUUCUUUUUUCUUUUUUUUUUUUUUUUUUUCUCCUUUAAUAAUCAUGAUGAUUAUUCGAACAAUUUUUUCCACGGAAGGAUUGAGCUAUAUCUAUAUAAUGACACAUGCUUCUCGAUAGCGCUUUAAAAAAAAAAAAAAAAAAAAUAAAAAAAAUAAAAAAAAAAAAAGAACUGUUAAUCAAACGCAUAGCGCUGAUUAUUUUUGUAGUCUUGCUUUCUUUUCUUUCUUUUUUUCCACGCUUAUUCUAUUUUUCCGUUUGAUUUAUGAUCUAUCAUAAUUCUUAUUCUACUUUGAGAAACGGACUCUUGCGAUUGCCAUUCGACAAUCUGAUCUAUCCUUUGCACGUCGAUCGCCUUAUAUAAAAUUCUACAGGUAGAUUCAGGCGAUGAAAAAAAGAACAAGAGAAACAACUCAUGGAUAUAGAAUUUUUAAAAAAAAGAAAAAAAAGAAAGGAAAAAAAAAAAAAGAAGAAAAAUGUACGUUAGAUCAGCGAUUAGUUAGUUCGAUCGCUUUUCGCCUUUCAUACUGCGCCAAGCAUAUAUAGAAAAAACAAAAAAAAUCUUGUUUUGCAUUUGGUUCGUAAACUUUCGAACGAAAUAAAAAAAAAAAAAAAAAAAAACCCCAUAGCAUACAUUAUGGAGAAAGUGUGAAGGCUCUCGAGUAGCGAUCGAAAAAACGAUUUCGUAUACGUCAUCGUAGAUAUAUAUUUUAAGUAUUUCUGGAACUCGUAGACCUUCGCCGGUCUCCGAUCGUGUGAUAAAAUGGAGGGACGGCGUUUGUUCUUUUUCCUUCUUUUCCCUUCCCCCGCUUUUCUUUCCUUUUUAUCUUCUUUUAUUUUCCUUUCCUUUAUCUUUUCACGAACCGUCGGUACACUACUAUGGUCAAGUUGUUCCAUCCCAACCUUCCUGUGUGUCCAUCUCUAAAGAUCCUUUUUCCUUUCUUAUCUUUUUUCUUCUUCAUUGUUUGCUGCUUCUACUUUAGGACUAAAAUAUUUGCACUGCCGAUGGGACAACUCAAAGAAGGAAACGCGAAAAAGAUUUUUUUUUCUUUCAUUCUCAUAACGUCGUGGAUGUUAUUGUCGCCGUUCAACAUUCCAUUCGUUUCUUUUUGAUUUUUCUUACUUUUUAAUCGCACGGAUAUAUACGAGAUUAAUCUUUAUAUUAUGUUUCAGGAAAACAAAUAAAGUUUCUCGAUGAUAUUCGUUUGGUAAAAGUAAGAGAAAAGAAAAUAAUGAAAUCCUUCAUCAUUUAAUAUAUUCUUAUUUGAUGAAGCUUUUCCAUUUUCGCGUUACACGUCAUUUUCUUCUUGGGCUCCUUUUACAGAGACCUCUGUUUUUCCCCACCACGCCGUCCUUCCAGAAAAGCGUUGUUCUUUUUUCCUAUCAAUUAUUUUUUUUUUUUUUUUUUUUAUAUAUAUAUAGUAAGCAAUAGGAUCAUAUUGUAUUGUAUAUUGUAGGUCGUCCUUUAUCUAUACGGGAAAGAUAAAUAUAUAUUAUAUAUAUAUAUAUAUAAAAAUAUGAAUAUAUAGUGAGACAGAGAGAGAGAGAGGCAGAGAGAGCAUUUGUGUGAGUGUGUAUGUGUGCGUGCGUGCGUAUGUAUGUGAGAGAAAGAAAAAUGAAGAUGUGUAGGAAGGAAAGAAAGAGAGAAAUGAAAAAAGAGCAAAAAAAAAAAAACAAGAAAAUAUGUAGAUACUAUGAUACUGAUUAUACAUCUAAUAUACUUUAUAUCCGUCUUAGCUGAAAAGCAAUAUUGCAUUCCACGCACAAAAAGACAUAAUAUGUAUGUACGUAUUAUCUUAUGAACAUAAAGCGAAUGUUCAUAAGGUUUUGACACGUGUAAUCGAGGGGCCAAAAUAAGACGAAACGUUCUUCUUUUUCUAAUAUAUAUAUAUAUAUAUAUUUGCGUAUGUAUAUGGUGAACGCCUAUUGCGUAUUUACACGACAGUCGAAUAUUUGUAUAACACAUAUACACCUAUUUGUAUCUUGUAUGUUUUUUUUUUUUUUUUUGUAUUAUCUAUACGACGACAUAAUAAUUACCGUCCCGGCGUGCUUAGGGGGUUACCGGAUAAAUAAAUAAACAAAUAAAAGCGUUUAAUUUUUAAGAACGUAUUAACAUGUUGCAUACAUACAUAUAUAUAUACAUACAUAUAUACAUAUAUAUAUAUAUACAUAUAUAUAUAUAUAUAUAUAUAUAUAUAUAUUGUGCAAUUAAUUAUACAAGUUCGACCAAGUUAAGAGCGUAAUAUUUUGGAAAAACAAAAUAGAAUAUUUUUGAUAACCAUAUUGUUAUAGAUCUUACGACAAAUAAUGUAAACGAUGAUCGACCGAGGAAAUAGAAUGAUCGAUUAACAGUUAAAGAAGAAUGUGAAGUUUGAUAAAUAAUAUACAUACUAUAUAUGACUUGUGAUGAUGUAUAUUGGAAUACGUUAUGAAGAUUAUUUGACAUAUUCGAUAAAAUAUAUUAGAAUACGAGGAAGGAAGAUGCGAUAGGUUCUUUCUAUCAAUUUUCAAGGACUGGACCUGGUAACCCUUGAACCCACGCGUUUAUGAUCCUUUCAGAACAUUCUUGAACGAGCAUCGCUCGUUUUUACGGCAAAGACUACGAAUUGAUAGAAUGAUAAAAGAAUUUAGAUACUGCGAGAUAUAAAAAAAAAAAAAAAAGACCUAUUGUCAAUUUUGCGCUUCUAAUCAAUGCGCCUCCUAAGACUGUCGAGAAACUAAUCGAAAACACUCCAUAAUAAUGAUUUUCAUGUUUUUCGUAUGCCUUGUUUUGUUUCUUUUUCUUAUUUUUCUUUUUCUUUUUUUCUUUUUUUUUUUCUUUUUCCUUUUUUUCUCCCCCCUUUUUUUUUUUUAGAUCAUAUACAUCGAGCUACGAAGUCCUAAAAAGCAUAUGUCGGCGCAGAUAUUUUUCAAAAAUAUCCGGCGCGAUAUUUUUGCAUAAUUACUGUUGAUAAUCAAUAAUAAUAAUAAUAAUAAUAAUAAUAAUAAUAAUAAUAAUAAUAAUAAUAACAAUAAUAAUGAUAGUAAUAAUAAUGAAGAUAAUGAUGAUAAUAAAAAAAAAAUAAAUAAUAAUAAUAGUAGUAAUAGUAGUAGUAAUACUAGUAAUAAUAGUAAUAAUACGAAAAGUAAAAACCCUUAAGAGAGACCAAGCAAGCCAUUUAUUCUUUCUCCUUCGAGUUGUGCUUACGACAUUUAUGACACGUUCGUUCUUCGUAAAGUGCCAACGUGUAUACGCAUUCUUUUUUUAUUAUCAUUUAUUUGCGUUAGCAAGAAAAAGAGAGAUACGUAAGUUGGAAAGAGCGAUAAAAAAUAUAUACACACACGAAUAUAUAUAUAUAUAUAUAUAUAUAUAUAUAUGUGCAUAUAUAUUGUACCGGGUAAAGAAAGAAAAGGAAAAACAAAAAAGAAAUGCAAAAUUGCCAACCAUAAUCUUCGUCAUUGUUCACAACUGUUGGAGCUCCGUGUAUAGAAAGGAGGAAGGCAAUACGAUAAUCGUUCGCAUGUAUUCGUGCCUUUGCUCGUGCCACUUGUUUAGAAACGAUAAAAGACGAGAUAUAAAUAUAUAUAUAUAUACACAUAUAAGCAUAUGAAUUUUUGUUUUUUCUAUUAGAUAAAUAGGUGACAAUUUUGCUUUAGAGGACAUCGAUAAACGACAAUGAAGAUCAUUGAAAAGGAACAUCGCUCAUCUUUUAUCAACAUAAACAUAUCACCGUCAUAUAAUUAUCAUUGUCAUCAACGUCAUCUCGUUAUCGUCAUCGUCAUCGUCAUUAUCAUCAUCAUUAUCGUCAUCAUAGUCAUCGGUCUUUCCCUUUUUUGCAUCUUUUGUUCUGUUCCCGUUCGUCGACGUAACAUUUGACGAAAUAUAAUGAUUGUGGUAAUAGGUACAUACAUUGUAGUAAAUAAGUGACGUUAGAAGAAAAAGAACCGCAAGAAAAAAGUGAGACAGAGAGAGAGAGAGAGAGAGAGAGAGAGAGAGAGAUUGUAAUUUCUGCGAUAAUAGAGAAUUUGUAUUUAGACGUGUAAGUAAUCGAAGAAAGGAUCCGUGUCCUUUUUUCUCUUUUAUUUUAUUUCUUUUCUUUUUUUUUUUUUGUCCUUUUCCCUAUAUUUCUCUUCCUUUCUUUUAACGAUCCUACGAUUUCGGGGACUCGUUGUACCGAUUUUGUAGAGAAAAAUCGCACUUUUUCUUACAUACAUAUAUAUAUAUAUAUAUUUUUUUUUUCUUCGUGGCAGCUCCAAGAACGACCGGUGGUAGUCCGCGAAAACAAUAAUUUCCAUCGUUCAAUAUGCCCAAGUUUAUGUUGUAGACUUUAAUACGAAUGUUCUUUGUAAAAUUAAAGAAAUAAAUAUCAGCGAAAUAAAAUAGCCUGAAUCUUUGUUGAA
This is a messenger RNA of Vespa velutina, 6489 nucleotides long. It is a transcript of the gene Inx2, whose product is annotated as innexin inx2. The transcript has a single exon. Gene Ontology annotation, biological process: phototransduction. The record is from RefSeq and is a predicted model, not a curated record. NCBI's taxonomy places the organism in Eukaryota, Metazoa, Arthropoda, Insecta, Hymenoptera, Vespidae. The coding region runs from base 783 to 1859 and encodes 358 amino acids. Gene Ontology annotation, molecular function: gap junction channel activity. Gene Ontology annotation, cellular component: plasma membrane; gap junction.